AUGGCCGGAAGAAACGCUGGGAGGAAUGAUGAGGCUCUUGCUGCAGCUAUGCAGGAAAUGGCUCAGGCAUUCCAUAACCCACCCAAUGCUGACGAGAACGUGGGGUCUCGUAGUCUGGCGACGUUUCAGAGGGAGAACCCUCAUACUUUUCUGGGUAGGUAUGAUCCUGAAGGAGCCUUGGCUUGGUUGAAGGAGAUUGAAAGAAUCUUCAGAGUGUUGGAUUGCACUCUUGUGCAAAAGAUCCGUUAUGGAACUCAUAAGCUGUCAGGUGAAGCCGAUGAUUGGUGGGUGGACACUCGUCUAAGGUUGGAAACUGCGGGCGAGGAGAGUACUUGGGAAGGGUUUCGUAGAGAAUUUCCGAGGAAGUAUUAUCCAGAAGAUGUGCGAGGAAAAAAAGAGAUUGAAUUCCUCGAGUUGAAGCAAGGAAACUUGUCAGUCACGGAGUAUGCUGCUAAGUUCACUGAAUUGGCUAAGUUCUAUCUUCACUAUGAUGGAGCCAAUGCCGAAUUCUCUAAGUGCAUCAAGUUUGAAAAUGGAUUGCGUCCGGAAAUUAAGAAAGCUGUGGGAUAUCAAAAGAUUCGCGUCUUUGCAGAUCUGAUUGAUAGUUGUAGAAUCUUUGAAAAGGACAACAAUGCACACUAUAAGAUCUUGUUUGAGAAGAGAGGAAGGGGUCAACACAGCCGUGGUAAGCCAUAUGAAACUCCGGUUGGAAAAGGGAAACAGAAAGUGAUUCCGGGUCGAAGAACAAGUGGGGGAGAUGCUCCUGCUAAUGUUAUCUAUUUCAAGUGUGGAAAUCCGGGUCACAAGAGUAAUGUGUGUAGGCUUGGUGAAACGAGAUGUUUCCGUUGUGGUAUGCCGGGACAUGCGGCUCGUGAUUGUAAGCAGAAGGAUUUUGUUUGCUUUAACUGUGGGGAAGGAGGACAUAUUAGUGCUAAAUGUCAGAAGCCAAAGAUGGGACAAAAUAGUGGUAAAGUGUUUGCUUUGUCGGGAACUCAGACUACAAAUGAAGAUGGACUUAUUCGAGGUACUUGUUUCAUUAAUAGCAUUCCUUUAAUUACUAUUAUUGAUAUCGGUGCCACACACUGUUUUGUUGCUGCGGAUUGUGUUGAAAGAUUGGGUCUUUCUUUCUCUUCCUUGGGUAGAGAUAUGAUUGUUGAGGUUCCCGCUAAGGGAACGGUAUCUACGUCUCUUGCGUGUAAGAGUUGCCCCUUGUCAAUAUUUGGUAAAGAUUUUGUAGUUGAUCUUGUUUGUUUGCCGCUUGUCGGGUUGGAUGUAGUAUUGGGUAUGAACUGGUUGAAAUCCAACUAUGUUCAUAUUAAUUGCUACAAUAACACUGUGAGGUUUUCUUCUGCCGAAGAAGAGGGAAGAACAAAAUUGUUAUCCAAGAAACAAUUGAAGGAGUUCAUAGAAGAAGACGGGUUGAUGUUCUUGUUGAUGGCAAGCUUGUCUGUGGAGAGUCAGGCUGUAAUUGCGGACUUGCCGGUGGUGUGCAAUUUCCCUGAAGCUUUUCCCGAUGAGAUUCCUAGUGCACCGCCAGAAAGAGAAGUUGAGUUCACUAUUGACCUUGUACCUGGUACUAGAACCAUCUCUAUGGCGCCGUAUAGGAUGUCAGCAUCAGAGUUGGCUGAACUGAAGAGUCAGCUAGAGGAUUUGCUUGAAAGGAAGUUUGUGAGACCUAGUGUAUCACCUUGGGGAGCUCCAGUUUUGCUGGUGAAAAAAAAAGACGGAAGCAUGCGACUUUGUAUUGAUUAUAGACAAUUGAAUAAGGUGAUGAUUAAGAAUAGGUAUCCACUCCCAAGGAUCGAUGACUUGAUGGAUCGUUUAGUGGGUGCUCGUAUUUUCAGUAAGAUUGAUCUAAGGUCGGGCUACCAUCAAAUUAAGGUGAAAGAUGAGGACAUUCAGAAAACUGCUUUCAGAACUCGUUAUGGACACUACAAGUACACGGUGAUGCCUUUCGGCAUUACUAAUGCACCGGGAGUAUUCAUGGACUUUCUUGGUCGUGUUGUUUCCGGUGACGGAAUUGCGGUUGAUCCAUCGAAGAUUGAUGCGGUGUUGCAAUGGGAAGCUCCUAAGUCAGUUACCGAGAUAAGAAGUUUCCUAGGCUUGGCAGGUUACUAUAGGAGGUUUAUAGAAGGCUUUUCUAAGUUGGCACUUCCUUUGACUAAGUUAACUUGUAAGGGUGCUGCUUUUGUGUGGGAUGUCCGAUGCGAAGAAAGUUUCCUUGAGUUGAAGAAAAGGUUGACAACGGCUCCGAUUUUGAUUUUGCCAAAUCCCGAGGAACCGUUUGUGGUUUAUUGCGAUGCUUCGAAGAUGGGAUUAGGAGGUGUGCUUAUGCAGAAUGGUAAGGUGGUUGCUUAUGCUUCUAGACAAUUGAGGAUUCAUGAGAAGAACUACCCUACGCAUGAUUUGGAGCUUGCGGCGGUUGUGUUUGUUUUGAAAAUUUGGAGACAUUACCUUUAUGGAUCUAGAUUUGAAGUCUUUAGAAAAGCGAAUGUGGUGGCCGAUGCUCUAAGUAGGAAUACUUUGCAUAUGUCGACCUUGAUGAUGAAAGAGUUGGAGUUGAUUGAGAAAUUCCGAGAUAUGAGCUUAGUGAUCGAGGUGACACCAAGAAGUGUGAUUUUGGGUAUGUUAAAGAUUAACAAUGAUUUUCUUGAUAACAUUAGAGAGGCUCAGAAGCUGGAUAUGAAACUUGUUGAUGUGAUCAUUGGACUCGGACGAUCUGAGAAUGAGGAUUUCAAAUUGGAUGCACAAGGUGUGUUGAGGUUUCGUGAUAGGAUUUGUGUUCCUGAUGAUGUGGAUUUAAAAAGGAUGAUCUUGGAAGAAAGCCAUAGGAGUAAUUUGAGUAUUCAUCCCGGAGCGACUAAGAUGUACCAAGAUUUGAAAAGAUUAUUUUGGUGGUCGGGAAUGAAGCGUGAAGUAGCUCAGUUCGUGUAUGUGUGCUUGACUUGCCAGAAAUCAAAGGUGGAGCAUCAGAAACCUGCGGUGUUGAUGCAACCGUUAGAAAUUCCUGAGUGGAAGUGGGAUAGCAUUUCCAUGGACUUUGUAACGGAUUUACCGAAUACAUCUAGAGGAUGUGAUGCUAUUUGGGUGAUUGUUGAUAGGCUUACGAAGUCGGCUCACUUUAUUCCUAUUAACAUAAGUUAUCCGGUGUCGAAGUUGGCGGAGAUUUAUACCAAUGUUAUUGUGAGGCUGCACGGUGUUCCUCUUUGUAUUGUUUCGGAUAGAGAUCCGAGGUUCACUUCAGAAUUUUGGAAGAGUUUGCAAGAAGCUUUAGGUUCCAAGUUGAGGUUGAGUUCGGCGUAUCAUCCUCAGACGGAUGGUCAAACGGAGAGGACUAUCCAAUCCUUGGAAGAUUUGUUAAGGGCGUGUAUUCUUGAACAAGGAGGUUCAUGGGAUACUCACCUUCCGUUGGUGGAGUUUACUUACAACAAUAGUUACCAUUCAAGUAUUGGAAUGGCGCCUUUUGAAGCUUUGUAUGGGCGGAGGUGUAGGACUCUGUUGUGUUGGCAUGAAUCUGGUGAAAGUGUGGUACUUGGACCCGAGAUUGUUCGAGAAACUACCAAGACGGUUAAGAUGAUUCGGGAUAAGAUGAAGAUUUCUCAAAGUAGGCAAAAGAGUUAUCAUGAUAAGAGGAGAAAGGAUUUGGAAUUUCAAGAGGGUGAUCAUGUGUUUCUAAGAGUGACACUUACGACCGGUGUUGGACGAGCAUUGAAAGCUAAGAAGUUGACUCCUCGUUUCAUUGGACCGUAUCAAAUUACGAGUAGAGUGGGAAAAGUUGCUUAUAGAGUGGCAUUACCGCCAAACCUCUCGAAUUUGCAUGACGUGUUCCAUGUGUCUCAACUUAGGAAGUAUAUUCCGGAUCCGUCUCAUGUGAUUCAAAUGGAUGAUAUUCAAGUGCGCGAUAACCUUACGGUUGAGACGAUGCCUUUGAGGAUCGAAGGUCGUGAGACGAAGUCCCUACGGGGAAAGGAAAUUGAUUGGGUGAAGGUUGUUAGGAUUGGUGCAGUCGGAAAAAGCACAACAUGGGAAUUGGAGAACAAGAUGCGCGACUCCUACCCCGAGUUAUUCGAAUGA
Messenger RNA from Lathyrus oleraceus (garden pea), 4074 nucleotides. RefSeq lists its product as uncharacterized. Bases 1 to 4074 code for a protein of 1357 amino acids. The transcript is spliced from 3 exons. The record is from RefSeq and is a predicted model, not a curated record. Gene Ontology annotation, molecular function: zinc ion binding; nucleic acid binding. NCBI's taxonomy places the organism in Eukaryota, Viridiplantae, Streptophyta, Magnoliopsida, Fabales, Fabaceae. Gene Ontology annotation, biological process: DNA integration.